AUGGCUGGUACGUUUGAGUAUUCGAACUUCAGUUUGGUUGUGCCAGAGGAGCCUGGAGUUCCAAAUGUGCUGGCACUGCUGCCGCCGUGUGCUCGUACAUGUAGCUUGGCUCAGCUCGAACUUUUCCGUUGUUUGGGCACGGAUUGGGAAUGUAUCUGUUACCAAAAUGCCAAAGACGAUCUCUUCAUGCACUUCAACUAUUGCUUCGAUGGGUCCUGCCCAAUUCAGGACGUCUAUGCCGGAAAUCGAGUCUUGUAUGGCUCGUGUGGCAUCGAGGUUCCUCCCAGCUCGGGACAGCUGUUGGUAGUGAGUGCUGUUCUUGGAUCUAUCGCUGUCCUCGCAUUAUUGUUGCGCUUCAUGAGUCGGAUGCGAGUGUUUGGGAUCCGAUGGGGCAUAGAUGACUGGAUCAGUCUCCUUGUCUUGGUGAGUGCGCCAGACAAGCUUAUUGCCAUUUGUCUAAUGCGAAUGAUCACUCAGCCCCUCGCUAUACUUUUCAUUAUUCUUCAAUUCGUCCUCGUCCACUACGGGCUCGGGAAAGAUAUCUGGACGCUUGACAACAAAACCAUUAUAGAAGUAGGAAAGUAUUUUCUUAUCGAUGAGCUUGCGUAUCUGACCCUCACGAUCGCUACGAAAAUCAGCAUUCUGUGCUUCUAUCUCCGCAUUUUCCAUUCCAGGAAUGUCCGAAUCGCGAUUUUUGGCUUGAUUGGGCUGUUAGUAGCUACUCUCAUUGGAUUCUUUUUCAGUUUUCUCUUCCAAUGUCGCCCUGUGCAGGACGCAUGGGAACUUUACGGAAGUACCGAUCCUAAAGUCGUCGCACACUGUGACGUUGACGCCUGGGCAGUCAUCAUGGCCUUUGGCUUUUGCAAUGUUGUCCUAGACCUUGUCAUUAUGGCGUUCCCGGUUCCAAUCCUGGUUAAACUUAAAAUGGGCAAGCGGAAGAAGGCAAGAGUGAUUGCCUUGUCAUCUGUAGGAGUAUGGUAA
Molecule: messenger RNA, 981 nt
Organism: Pseudovirgaria hyperparasitica
Lineage: Eukaryota; Fungi; Ascomycota; Dothideomycetes; Acrospermales; Acrospermaceae
Exons: 8
Coding region: 1-981 (326 amino acids)
Source: RefSeq, a predicted model, not a curated record